GGAGUCUGCAGUUGGAUAAUAUGAUCCUCAUCAGUAACCAAGGACACGUAGGGUGUGGGCUGUGGAGACGAGAGAAGGACAGAAGCGGAGCAGAGGAGAGAGCAGCUCGGCUGACAAUCCUCUGGAGGAACCGUGGUGUUGGUGCACGGAAAAAACCCAAUAAAAAGUCCUGAACAUAUCCCGGUGUCUGCUGUCUCUGUGACCCCGUAGCACACGCUGUGUUACAGUGGCGCCCAACGUGGGGCACAGUAACGAUGACAGCAGAACGCGGAGGGGAGAUGGAGCGGGCAGUGGCGUCUCUCGCCCGGGCGAUGGCGGAGAUGUCGGCCAUGCUCCAGAGCCAGGCCGAGCGGCAGACCGCCACCCUGGAAGACCUGGCGGCUCAGCAGGCAGGCAGGGGGGGUCGCCCGCCCGCGCCCUUUGCGGGGGUCGUCCUGCAAAAGAUGACGGAGGCGGACGACCCCCUAGCUUUCCUCGACACCUUCGAGGCGGUGGCGGAGGCCUGUGAUUGGCCGGGGGCUGAAUGGGCGGUGCGCCUCCUGCCGCUCCUGUCAGGGGAGGCGCAGAUGGCGGCUCUCGCCCUGCCAGCGGCAGCACGCGCCACCUACGGCCAGGUGCGGCGGGCGGUGAUGGACCGGCUGGGGCGAUCCCCGGAGGACUACCGCCGCCGGUUCAGGGAGCUCAAGCUGGGGCCGACGGACCGCCCCUACACCUUCGCCCACCAGCUCCACGACGCGGCGGUGAGGUGGCUGCGACCCGGCGAGACGGAGGGGGAGAAGCGGGUGGUGCAGCAGAUUGUCCUGGAGCAAUUCGUCCAGGGGCUCCCCACCCGGACGGCGGCGUGGGUCCGCUGCCAUCGCCCGGGGACCCUACAGGAGGCCAUCACCCUGGCCGAGGACCAUCUGGCGGUCCAUCCGGCGGCCGCAGCAGCGGCGGGACCCGCAGCGCGUCCCAUCCCUGCGCCGCGCCGGAGGUUCGCCGCGGCAGGGGGUCCGCCAACGAAUAACCAUGCUUCUCCUUUUUCUCCUCCCCAGAGCUCACACCCGGUUCCGCCCGCGCCAGCUGACCCGGCGGGGGCCCCUCAAACGCCUGGGCAGGGCUGCUGGCGGUGCGGCCAGCCCGGACACAUCAGGCGGGAGUGCCCGCUGAUGGAGGUGGGCCAGGUGAUCCGGGUGGCCGGUCCGCCAGCAUCCUCCCCAGACUCAGGAGGGACAUACCGGGUUCCGUAGGGUGUGGGCUGUGGAGACGAGAGAAGGACAGAAGCGGAGCAGAGGAGAGAGCAGCUCGGCUGACAAUCCUCUGGAGGAACCGUGGUGUUGGUGCACGGAAAAAACCCAAUAAAAAGUCCUGAACAUAUC
This is a messenger RNA of Cololabis saira (Pacific saury), 1358 nucleotides long. RefSeq names its product zinc finger protein 213-like. Lineage: Eukaryota; Metazoa; Chordata; Actinopteri; Beloniformes; Belonidae. The record is from RefSeq and is a predicted model, not a curated record. Gene Ontology annotation, molecular function: zinc ion binding; nucleic acid binding. The transcript is spliced from 3 exons. The coding region runs from base 255 to 1229 and encodes 324 amino acids.